Messenger RNA from Phymastichus coffea, 2599 nucleotides. RefSeq names its product prenylcysteine oxidase 1-like. The record is from RefSeq and is a predicted model, not a curated record. Gene Ontology annotation, molecular function: prenylcysteine oxidase activity. Gene Ontology annotation, biological process: prenylcysteine catabolic process; prenylated protein catabolic process. Lineage: Eukaryota; Metazoa; Arthropoda; Insecta; Hymenoptera; Eulophidae. The transcript has 5 exons. The coding region runs from base 530 to 2026 and encodes 498 amino acids.
AUGUUCAUACAAAUUACAAUGAAGAAUGACGAUACCGUACCUAAUUAAGUUACGAAAACUAAUAGUAGCUUUUUAAAAUAGUAAACAAAGUCGUGAUGGUGACAUUGUCAAAGAAAAUUGUGGCGGUACAGACAGACGAGCAAGGAAAUUCCUUGCUUCGAGGCUGGUCAUUAUCAUUUUUGGAGUGCAAGAAGAAGAACCGAGUCGACGACUCAUUCAGCUCCCCGGAUCCGAAUCGGCAACAGCUCCGGCUUGAUAGGCAAAAAAUUCACUCUCACGAGCACGCUUGCAAGCACUUUAGUAACUAAGGCGUGCAAAGCUUUUGUGUAUAAAUGACGCUGUUAACCUUCAUAAAUAUAUCAACUAUUUACAAAGUGCCAACGCUGUUUUAAUCUGCGCUCUAAGCUCUAACUCUGUGAGACGCUUGAGAGCCGGUAGGGUGCGCAUGGCGACACUUCGCUAGGCUCACCGCACAAAUGAAUCCACACAAAAUUAUAACUUGAACUUGAAGUUACCACUUUCAUGUAAUAUGUUACAGAAGAAGCUCUUAUUACUUUUUUUUUUAUUUCGAGUAAUAAGUUUUAAAAAUGUUUAUUGUUCCCAAAUAUGCAGACCUAAAGUAGCUAUCAUAGGAGCUGGCAUUGGUGGGGCCUCAGCAUCUUAUUUUUUAACAGAACUUUUUGAUAAAAAUAUUGAUAUAGAUAUUUUUGAAUCUAAUAUUGUUGGAGGUCGCCUCGCUACUGUAAAGUUUGGAAACAAAGAAUUUGAAGCAGGCGGAGCAAUUAUACAUCCAAGAAACAAAUAUAUGCAAGAUUUUGUUAAAUUACUCAACUUAAACACAACACACUCAAAUGAUCUGCUUAAUGAUGAUCGAUUUGGUAUAUGGAAUGGUAAAGAAUUAGUGGUACAGGAAAGUAACUAUCAAAUCCUUACAUUAAUUAGACUCAUCUAUAGAUAUGGUUUGCAACCCUUUUAUCUACAUAGAUAUGUAGAUUCCAUCAUGGAUGAUUUUGAAAAAAUAUAUUCUCUUCAAGAUAAAGGAAUUGGUUUUGAAAAUGUGACAGCACUUAUAGGUGCUAUGAAUCAAGAAUUUGUUAAUUUGUUGCAAACAUCAAUGAAAGAUCAUCUAAUUAAACUCAAUUACCAUGAAAAGAUUAUAAAUGAAUUAGUUGAAGCUACACUUGUUGUUAAUUAUGGACAGGAUACAAAUGUGCAAUCCUUCGUAGGCUGUGUGUCAGUUGCUGGUGCUGGAACAAACUUGUGGGCAGUGAAUGGUGGAAAUAAACAGGUACCAGAACUUUUGAUUUAUAAGAAUAAACAAAUUUCAUUAAUACAUUCAAUUGUGAAAAGAAUAGACCGUAUUAUUACAGAUAAUACACCAAAAUAUGAAUUAUUUUAUCAUAAAAAAAAUGAGGAUCAACUUACUACUAAAAUAUAUGACAUUGUUAUUAUUGCUGCUCCAAUGACUAGCGAUCAAGAAUCACCUAUAACUUUCAAUAACUUUCAAAAUUCAAAUUUAAAAUUCACGGGAGAUUACCAAGUGACAUAUGCAACGUUCAUUAAAGGAAAUGCUAAUUUUUCUUACUUUGGGUUGGAUGAGGAGAUCAGAGGAAUACUCAGUUGUAAUCCGAAACAAACUAUAAUAAGUUCUAUAUCGAGAUUGUCAUCUGUUGAUAAUAAGCAAAAUAAUCAAAUGAAUAUUUGGAAAAUAUUCAGCCGUGAAAAAAUAAACAAGUCAUUAAUAAAUAAGCUAUUUCGAAACGUUGAUGAAGUCAAGGAAAAGAAAUGGAAAGCAUACCCUAGCUACUCAACUGUUCCAAGACUUGAUAAAUUCAAAAUAGACAACUAUAUGUACUACUUGAAUGCUAUAGAAUGGGCUGCAAGUGCCAUGGAAAUGAGUGCUGUAGGUGGUAGAAAUGUUGCUAUUUUAGCAUUCAAUGACUAUAAAGAAAGAUGUUCAUCUCUAAAAGAGCAUAAAAGCAAUGAUUUCAAUGAAGGCAAUAAUAGCCAUUCAUCAGAGUUAUAAUAUAAAGUUGCUUUAAUACUAAUAUGUGGAAAGUAUUUUUAAAUAGGUUUCAAUUUUAUCUUGAUAUUUCAACUCUAAAAGUGUUGUGAUAAUAAUUUGUAUCAAAAAUUUAUACGUGUAUCAUUUUUACAUAUAUUUUGUAUUAAAAGUGUGCACAUUAUUAAAUUUAAUAUUAUAUACAUAUUUUUUUUAUAUUGAAAAUUGCGAAAAUAUUAAAUUUGUCUUUAUUGAAAUUUAACGUUUCAUUUUGCUUUGAAUUUAUUGUUAUUUAUUAAUCCACAAAUAUAGUCAUAAUCUUCUUGUGCUUUCAGAAAAGCUCUUGUGAUAUUUUCUGUGAUGAUUGCAGUAUAAUUAAAUUGUGAAUUCACACAAAUUAUUUCAGAGUAUAACUAAAGACACCUCUCUUGGUAUGACAAUAUUUGUGAGAGGUAAUUAAUUUGUUAUGAUCUGAAAAAAAGGCUUGUCACUUGGACUUAUAUAUUUUGAGAAAGAUUUUCAUACGCAAAACUGCAAACCCAAAAUUGGUAAAAAUCAGUUUUGAUUAAUAAUGUACAAUAGUCAAUCUAAUUCAAA